GCGCUGACAAUUCUAGCUGCCAUGACAACACUUUCUAAGACUGUGGUUCACUGAUGUUAGAGGGUGGUGUUUGGAUUAAAACAACUCAGAUACUACUGACUGUGACAAAUGGGGGGGUGGGCAGAGUUAUAUAUACCACACUAUCUAGUCAGCGAUGCGCCGCAGCCUCUAACUAUUUGUAAACAAUUAAAAGGAAAUCAACGACAGGAAAUCUUGCUCUCCCGCUGACACUGACUGGGAUCAUUCUGCAGUUGUAUCCUUUGGGGGGUGCGCGGCUGUUGCUUUGCUUGGUUUCAACACACACAGCCAAACGCAGGACCGGGAUCAUCUUACACUGCGAUUUAAUUUUUGGUGAUUUCGUAUUGUUGGCGUUUCAAGUGAACAUCUCCUCUACAUCAACGCGAAGAAGUUGAAGAUUUUGACUUUCCUAACUAGCGCGUUGCUGCGGCGAUUACAUUUUAAAUGCGCGGGGGUGUGGAUUGCGAUUUCUGAAGUCUUAGAAACUUACAGGAAGGAGGAACAGUGGUUGUUGUAACGGCAGGAUUUGUUUGUAAUUGCAUUAGGUUUUUGACUUUGUGUCAUCAUUGCCCUUGAAGAAAAAAGACGCAUUUAGUGUUUAUUUCAGCAGCGCAGGAGGAAUAAUUUAUUCAAUUUAGAUGCUGCAUUUGGAGUAAAGAACUGCAUUUAUUUAAAAUAAUUUUCAACUGGAGUUUUUUUUUUUUUUUCUCGUUCUAACGGGAUUUGCGUCCCCACUUUUCUCAGACUGGGCGCUUGUUCUGAACUGACAAUGAGUGUUUGUGGCUGUUUUGUGAAAUCCUGGAGGUGCCUGCUUGUACUGUCUCUCAGACUGCUGUUUCUUGUACCUGCAGGAGUGCCCGUGCAGAGCGGGGACACCUCGCCUUUCAACAGAGUGAUGGACAAUCUCACUGUCAGACAGGGAGACAGCGUCUUGCUCAGAUGUGCAAUCGACAACCAAAUGAUGCGCACAGCCUGGCUCAACAGGUCCACCAUUUUGUUCGCUGGAAGGGAUAAGUGGACCCUAGAUGAGCGAGUGAGUCUGCAGACAUACAAUAACAGAGAGUACACCAUUAAGAUUAAUAAUGUGCAAGUUCAAGACGAAGGCCUAUAUACGUGUGCAGUGCAAACCAACUUGAACCCCAGGACCACCAAUGUCCAUCUAAUAGUUCAAGUUCCUCCCACAAUCGUGAAUAUAUCAUCGGACGUCUCGGUGAAUGAAGGUGCAAACGUCUCCAUUGUGUGUUUGGCUACCGGAAAGCCUGAACCAGUGGUGACAUGGAGACAUCUCUCACCAAUAGCUCAGGGUUUCCUGUCUGAGGAGGAGUAUUUGGAAAUCCCAGCAAUUACCAAGCAGAGCGCUGGUGUUUAUGAGUGCAGUGCUUCAAACGAAGUCUCAACAGACAUCAAAAAAGUACAAGUUAUAGUCAACUUCCCUCCCUAUAUCUCAAAUGCUAAGAAUUUGGGGGUCGCAGUGGGUCAGAAAGGGAUUUUGCGUUGUGAAGCAAUCGCUGUGCCAACCGCAGCUUUUGAGUGGUACAUAGAAGACAGAAGGAUCUUCAAUGGAUUAAAUGGGAUUCAGAUUCAGAACAAGGGCAGGCUGUCCAUGCUUACCUUUUUCAAUGUGUCUGAGGAGGAUUAUGGCAACUACACCUGCAUGGCAACGAACAAACUAGGGAACGUAACUACAAGCUUAAUACUGUAUGAAACAAAUGAGCCCACAAGCUCAACACUGGUGCAAGAGAAGACAACAUCUACAAAGUAUGCAAUACUGAGAGAUCUUGGAGCAGCGCAGGAUGGGAAGAGCAGUGGCACAGGAAUUCAUGCCUCGGCCUACCUGUUGAUGAUUCUCUGUGUGCAGCUCCUGCUCAAAUUUUGAUGCAAAACUAUCUCCGAGGGGCAGCGUCCGGUUUCUUUCUUUUCAGCACCACAGACUUUUGCACAAAGCAGGAGACCCAAUCUUCAAUUUUGAAAUUGCAAAAAUACAAUACGUUUUUUCUUUUUGUCAGUUUGAAAGUCUGUGUACAGAAGAUGACUGCCCUCUUUGUUGCUGCAAUCGAACGCCCCCAUUGUACCAUGGUCUAAAAAAAAAGGCUGUUAAUGUUUUUGUUUGUUUGAUUUUGUUUUUGAUUUUAUUGUUAACCACUGACAUCUGCAGUGGGCAGUAGUAUGUAGGAAAAAACGAAAGUUUUCUCCUCAAUAUUAUACAUGGUGGUAUUUUUAAGUGAUGAGUGCUAUAUUCCUUUUUAGUAAUAUGAUGAAAUAUUUUCAGAGUAUAGAUAUUGAAGAUAAAAAGUAUAUGAUAUAUUGUUGCUACUAAGUGAAUUUCCAUACUACAAGCAAUUGAAAAGGCAUAUGUAUUGCUUGUUUGGUACCUGUGUCAAACCGGCAAAACAUUAUACAUUUUAUCAAACUAACUAAUGCUGGCAACUCAGGGCUUAUGGUUUCAGAUCCAUUUUGCAUUUAUAUCAUCAAUUCAGUUUUCAAAAUAACAAUCUAGAUGUGGCUUUUUUUAAACAGUAACAUGUUGUUCACCAUCCCAAGCUACCGAAUUUCUAGAAAUCGGUUUCUGCAUAAUCUAUUUCUAUGUAAAAAAAAUAGAUAGAAUAACCUGUCUUCAGUUACUGUAUCGACUGAUAAAUGUACCCUCAUUGAUGUCAGCUGCUUCACUGUAUGCACAGUAGAUCAAUUACCUUUUGACCAGACACAUUUUAUUGUAAAUAAGGGAUACACAUUAUGAUUUGUUAACGUUUUCUUUGAUGUACAUUCUUAUUCAACAUUAUAAAGUAUAUGCCAGUGGACCAAAACAUUAACAUUGUGCUAAUUAUUAUUAUUAUUUUUUUUAGUAACCUGCAUGAUAAAUAUGUCCUGCAAUAAUGGAAUGCCAGAAUAUAAUAAACAAUGUUAUAGUUUUAAAAUGCGAGACCACAAUUUUAAGAUACAAUAAAGAAAUACAAAAAAAACAGAUCAAGGGAAACAUGUAAAACACCUUUAUCAAUAUCCCUACCAGAAUAAAACCCAUAAGCCAUGUGGAGCAAAGGGCCAUUGGUUCAGCUGUAAUUUCAUUUUAAAUUGAGGUGUUAAUCCUCACAAAGAUCACCACGGAUGACCACACCAAGGAGAAGGAAUAUUCCCCUUAGCAAUGUUCUUUAUCAACAGCUGCAGCACUGAUUGUCUUUGAUAAGAACAUACGCUCAUCAGCGCCAACGCUAAUGGCAAUAUGGCUGUCAAUGCUGCUGGUAUCUGCAGUUCAUUCUACUUCUGAACCUGAUAAUGUGUAACAUACGCCCAUUGUUCCCAUGCUGCCGAAACAGACGCGUAUCAAGUGCUGGAAUAUGCAGGGUGCUCUGGGUCACCUUUACAUUUGUCACCCAAACUGAUUAUUGUAUUUGAAACCUGGUAAAAUAAAAAAUGCAGUAAUUCAAUCCACAGUACUUUAUUAAACACUGUUCAGCAUUCCAUGAAACAACCUGUGUCUGUGGAAAUUUCAGCUUCAGUUUCAGCACCUCGGUUUUACUGGCUCAUUCAUUUGGCACCAUUUUCACUGAGGUGUCUGCAACCAUUGAAAUAAGACUUAGACGGCAGCAAAAGCAACAUGAGUUGCUAGGAUUGACCAAUAAAAUCAAGGGGCUUAUUGAAAUGUUGGGACUGAAACUGGGUUGGAAUACCAGCUCGUUUUAUCACCAUAUGCAAAAUAUACUGGGAAUAAUGUCUGUGCAGCGAUGCUGCACUGGAGUUUGUUGUUCAGAGAAUAUGGGCUUGUCCUGAUUUGGUCUGGACUUGACCUUUGUUGGUCCUGGAAUUAAACUCCAUCAUUUGCAUAUCUGUGUUUGAAUGAUUUUUAUCCAAGCCUGUUCUUUUUAUCUGUUGCUAAUCACAGACACCCCAAUACACACCUGCUGUAGACACAUGUGGGUACCCUUUUACAUUAAAAUCAGUGUCAGUGGGUUCAUAGCCCUUUCGGUGGAUUGUAAAUGUCAUCAUUGCAUGCUAGUAACAUGAAAUGUGCCCUAAAAAGAGCCUAGUGUCAUUUCAUGGUUGCACUGCAGUCAUGCAGAUCGGUAUGCUAGCCAUUACUUUGAUUUCGUAGCUGACAGUCACAAAUCGGUAUUCUUUACAUGUCACAAAAUCCAUACUGCAAAAUGGUAGAGGCCAGCAUUUAAUAUAAGCUUUUUUUUAGUGAACAGCUUUUUUUUUUUUUACUUCAAAGUAGCUGUUAUCUUUCCUGUAAUGACUGCCACAUCUUUCAUGUGUACAGUGUUUAGUAGUGCAUGUAACUAUCUUAAUGUCUCUUGAGACGGGCCGAUAUGGAGGUAUGUCCAACAACAACCAUCAGCUACAAAUGGGCUUGAACUUGUUGGUGUUUAUUUUUUUGCCAAAAAGACUGAGGGGGUAGAAGUACUAAGAUGGGCCCGUCGCAUGCGCAAACAGAUUGCAGUUUGCAUUUUCGUUGCGACAGUUCACAAGGUAUACAUUUUGUCGUCCGUACUAAGAGAAAAUACUUUAUUGAAGAGAGCCACAAUAUACUCAUUUAAAUAUAUGUUGCAUCCUCUUAGUGAGAUCUCUAGCACUGCAAGUCAUGUAACGAAUAAAUAGUGAAAGGCAGUUUAAUCCCAUCAGAUUCUAUAGUGGGGCCCCACCUUCACCCCCUGUUUCUAUCAAAAAGCUUUUCAUAAUCACACAGUAGCCCCUCGCUAAUCCGGACGUGUUUCACCAUCAUAACGAGGUGUCGUCAGUGGUAGGCUGCUACCUCACAAGGGUGGAGAUUAAUAGUACAGCAUGCUCACAGUUUCUUUGAUUGGUAAAAUACUGUAUGUAUGGGUGGAUGAUUUUUUUUAGAAUACAGAUGUGUAAAGGAACUGCAUGGAAAACUAUACUGUGCACAUCUUCUAAUACAUUGUUUUGUAAUUAUAUCUCACAAAGCAGAUGAAGUGCAGACUUUAAUUCAGUUUUCUUGUGGAGUUUUGGCAUGUAAAAAAGUAUGUAUUUGUCAUUUCUGUCAUUGGUUUAAAUAGGCCAUCGUGAGACAUUCUAAAACUCUGUGGACCUUGAGAUCAUCUAUAGCUAUUCAUUGUUGUGAAGAGUGAGGUUAUCACUGCUGAAAUGGACAAGAUGCAUUGACUUGGGUAUUGACUUUCUUCAAGCACUCAUGUAAUCACAAGUGCUGAGUGCUAUCUUAAGACUGCUCAGCCAGCAUUAAAGACAAUACAGAUCUAUGCAUCAUGCGACUUGUCUCAGAUAAACUGUAAUUAUAACAGUCCACCACCAUCAACACUAAUGGCAUUGAUUUCAAAGCCUUUGGUGUCAAUGCCCUUACUUAUCCUUCUUCUGGCUGUCUUCCUUUGGCAUCCCCCUGCUGUGAUGAAGGCAGUUCCGUGAUCAUGUCAAGCCUCAGGAUUGGCAGCAGUGAUAUAACUGUAAUUAACAACAAUUUAAGCUUAAACGUCCCCUUAUCAUCUCCAGGUUCUUUACAAUAAAGUGCUUAGUGAGCAGCAGAGCCAGUUAAAGUUAAGACUUUUUUUAAAUGUUUAAAAAUAUAUGCAAUACAGUAGGUCUAAAGGAUAGAGAGCCAUAAAUAUGGUGCAAUGUUUCUUAAAGAUCCAGCAGACACCAGGACAAUGAGCUUAACUACUGGUAGGUCCACUGUGACAGUGUUUCGUGUGUGGGUCGUCAUUGAAUAAUAAUGAGUCAGACACAGAGCAUUGGGUGUUGACACGCCGCCCAGGCCCGCAGAUUUAAUAACACUGGUGCUGCCAAUAGGCUACCAGCAAUGGUAGCCCUAGUGCCACAUUUAAUAAAGAAAGCAAAAACAGAACAUAGCUAAAAAUAAAAGCUCAUUAAAAUAGACGUCCUGCUCCAGGAACCUACUACACUAUAUUACCCUCUCCAUACCGGUUGGGAUCAGCAUCCCCUAAACUAACCUGCUGCUGUUGCUCCCAGUGUCCCGGCCUUCGGGUCUUUGCGACAGUCCUGGCUGAGCAGAGCCUUCGCAGUUAAAGGGUUCCCGUAAUAAUUAUCGGACGCUCUCCUCUUCGAUAUCAACAAAGCAAGCUUUUGCUCAGCGCUCAUCUGUGUAGCAAUGGCAGUGCAGUACUCUCGAGCUGUAGCGCAGAUGUUUUUUGCGCUCCACACCGCCUCCCCGGGCACGCUCCCCAGCCAAUCCGGACCUCCUGAUCAGCUCAGCGCAGGGCGAGUCUACCCGCUCAACUCCUCUCCUGUUACACAUCCCAGCUGCACACAUCUGCACAAGAACCUGUGACAGGGUCCUCCCUUUCACAUCCAAUGACUUGGCUGGCGAGCUACAGGAUACAAUUUGACACACUCACACAGCACGGGAUGAGCUUAAGGGCUUUGAAGGUCACCACCAUUUUGUAUACAUUUUAACCAGUACCAUUUACUAACACUUACUACAUGCACUUAGCACACACGUCUGUGGGUGUGAGAAUGGGUUACUUUCUAGAUCAUAUACUUUUGUUGUAAGUACGUGUAUCAAAUAAUGUAACAAAAGUAAGUAAUGUACAGUACAGUUAUGGUGCAGUUAAUGCAGUUUGAAGUGCAUCCAAAUUGACUCUUAGUGAAAGCACAUCAAAAAUGUAACAAAACCUAGUGAAAGCAUGGUAAAGCAUAGGUAAGCAUUGUAAAGAAUAGUGAGAUAUUAAUAAACAUGGCACCAGGUAAAUGCACAGUAUAACCAUGGGUUAAGCAUGGUAAAACUGCACAAUACAAUGGUAAGCUUUAAUACAGGCAUAAAACUGAUGCACAGCCUUCUCUGUGGCGAGCCAGGUUACUAUGACAGGGAGCGAUUUUAAACACUUCUGUCUUUUUAAUUGCAGGCUUGGGCUGGGUGUGUUAUGAGGCGAAAAGAUCUGUCUCAUUCAUUAUCAAGCAUAUCAAAUUUGCGAAAAGGUAUAUUGCAGGUUUUUAGUAUUCCAAGAGGGCUAGGCUAUCACUGCCAUGCUGUUCCUUUUCAUCCACCAACACAUAUAUUAUUCAUGCAAAAUUCUGUUUGAUCCGAUGAGAAAACAUAGUAAAAAAAAUCGGAAAACAUUCAUGUUAUCACUCAUAUGCUUUCAACCUGUGCUGAGAUUCUUUAACUGAGAUUAUGGAGCCUGUGAGUAAUGUGUGCCCUUUACAACAACAAAGAAAACAAAAUGUGAUUUCAUAAUUUAAACACUUGGUUUAAUGCAGGAUUUACUUAAGGGACAAGUUAUCUUGUAAUUCUUUUCAUCUAGUACUUUAUGUUCUAGGCCAGUUCCAGGUGUUCCAGUUCCAAAUUAUAAUCCAAUAUAGUUUCCAAUCAGUGGAAUGUUUAUAAAAUAGAUCAGCUUUUUGCCUUUAUCUGUUUUUUGUUUGAUUUUUUUUACCUUAGAAUUGAUCCCUGAACAGAUUUAUAUUUUGUAUUCAGAUGGGAUUCAGAUAUUUAACAUCUAGACCAUUUUGACCUGUGCUAUUCUCCUGUCCUGCGUUUCUAUUGAAUACAAAAAAAAACCCCCAUACAAAACACUUGCUAACAGUGAGGAAAAUACUAUUGGAAAAGCUUGGUUUGAUAUUCGGUUAUCCCUUUAAGUAGUAGAUCUUUUUUUAUUGGUCUCAAAUCUGUGGUUUUGAAAUGGAUCUUAUAAUAAGCAUGGCAUUUCAAUUUAAUGGUCCAGAUUUUCUUUCAAACUGGAGAUAAAAAAAAAAAAAAAGUAUUAAUUAGAGAAAGAAAAAAAACCUGGGGCGUCAUGAUGUGUUAAUACAAUUGCCUGUUUCCAUAGAAAAUAACAGAGGUCUUAAAGUGGCUCAGAAUUGUUUGAUUUAAUAGACAACUCCAGUAAUGGAGACAUACAUCAGAAUAUCACCUUAUGUUGUAAAUCCUGUAAGACUGCAGCCUUUUCCCUCAUAUUUUAAAGCAUUUGUUUACCUCAAAAAACGAAGCUCCUUUAUUCCUCCUUUAGUCUGCCAGUUCAAGGGUGAAGAUUAUGGAACACCUCUUAUCACGUGAUAGGUGCUAUCUGACACCCUGAUAUAUACAGCUGUAUAUAUGGAAAUAUCAUAAUAUUCUGCUAAGUAGUAGGCAUUGUAAGAUGGCUUAUCCUUCUUUAUGCGCUGUCAGCUGUAUCUUUGUUAUUUUAUUUAAUAGGAAAACUCUAGUGACAUGCCUUCAUUUCGCCUUGACGUCUAAUUAGACAGCAAAUAAUUCCCAGAGAACCCCCCCCCCCCCCCCGCCCGCCCCCCCAAAGAAACCAUGCAAACAUUAUUAUUCGAUGCCAGAAUGCAUGAGAUAAAUGUAAAACUGAUUUACUAAAUUCAUGUUAGAACAGAGCUUUCCAACCCUGGUGAUGGGAACCUCCUGUUUCUUCUGGUUUCCACUCCAACGGAGCUCUCAAUUACUUAACUAGACCCUUAAUUGAACUAAUAAUUUGCUUAAUUAGACCUUUUUAAUUGCUCUCAGCUCCUAAAAAGCUGCAGAGUUCAAGUUAUUUAUAAAAUGUUAUAGCCAACUUGAAACCUGCAACUGUUUAAGAGCUAAAAACAAGUAAAAUUAAGCAAAUUAUUAGUUCAAAUUAAGGGUUUAGUGAAGUAAUUGAGAGCUCAGUUGGAAUGAAAAACAGAAGAGACACAGAGUCUUGAGGACCAGGGCUGGGAAGCCCUGGGUUAGAUAGAUAGAUUGCAAUUAAGUUAAUAUCUUAUAACACUUAACUUGAUGCAAAUCAUUCAAUGCAGGGCUCCUGUUGCUCAAUUAAUGUCUCUUUAUAACCUAAUUUGCACAUGAUAACCAGACGGGACAGUUGUUAGUUUUGCAGACUUUAGCACUGUCAUAUUCAAUUAUAGGAUUAUUAUGAACUGAAUAAGCCGCAUGACCAUACAAUGUUAUGAUUUUAUACAUGGCACAUUUUGUGAGUUGCAUUUUGUUGCCAGGAAUGUCCUUCUUCCAUUAGAGAGCUGAACGUUUGAAUUAAUGGCAGUGUUUAUCAAAGAGUGUUGCAAUAACAGACCUUCUGAAAAUGACAUGUUGUUUUUAGCCAGCACACCCUGUGAUAUCAUGUUUGGCCUGUUUUGGUUUUUGAUGUAAAACUUAUAAACUAAGAAUACUGAAGGAUUAGCAGGUACUAUAUUGCAUUUCAAGAGAUAGGAAUCAAUCUUUAUCCCACACUCAACGUUCUGUGUCGGUAGUGAUUUUAUCGUGUUAAUUGUGAAGGGCAAGAAGCACUUCACAGUGUUAUAAUAAUUCUGUGAAUGCCCAGAUCAGAGAGUCCUCUUAGUCAAGCUUCUGAAGAGAUGUUAUAAUGUGGAGUGCCAUUGAAUGCGCCUUUCCCUUUUAGGUUAACUCAAUGAAUACAAGGUCUGGUAGAUCGUUCUGUACCGAUGCCACUAAUUUGAUUGCAUUCUUUCCCUCAACCCAUCAUAGAAAGUACAAAUUGAGUUUUUUUUAUUUGUUUUGUUUACUUCCCCUCACAAGGAAGUGCAUACUUUUUGAAACAGCAUCUGGGUAAGAUCAAGGGUAAGGCAAUGGCAAAAAGUGUGAGAGAGAGAGAGAGAGAGAGAGAGAGAGAGAGAGAGAGAGAGAGAGAGAGAGAGAGAGAGAGAGAGAGGGACAUGAACAUUAAUCGGAUUGGCAUGUUAUAUGAUACAGUAUCUGUAUAACAUUUGCUCUGGCAAAAUAGUUCUGAAAACGUGUUCGCUGUCAGAUUAGCAGCUGAAGGUUUUGUCACUUUUUUAAAAUUAAUUUAUUCACCCAACCAGGCUCAAAUCACACGUAUUCUGCUCACCCACAUGCACAUGAGAGUGCCGAAUUAUUUCUGAAUAAAAAAGAUAAUAAAAAUCAUUAUUAUGGAUGUAAACCAAGCCUCAGCAGCCAUUUUACAAUCUAGUGUGGAAAUGCUGUUGCUAGUGGAUUGAUGGAGAAUGCUCAGUAACACUGUUUCUCUGUGUAAUAUUGUAUGAUUUUAUCUUACAGUGUUAUUGACUGUAUUUUCAAUGCUGUGUUUGUCACUGUUUUAUAAGGAUGCAGUAAAUAAUAACUUGUAAAAAAUAGCAGUUGGUUGGAAGGAGGGACACACAUUUUCCUUUUUGUUGGGUGCCCAUUUCUUUCAUUACAUAAUCUGCCAAUUGUUUCCAAGACAUUGUCAUUUUUCCUUUCUAUGUCUUCUUUUCCAGGAUAUAUAGAAUUGUAUUAUUGGUAAUUAGCGGUUAAAUCAGUUGUUUCAGUUAUUUUAACGCAUGUAUGCUUCACUUUGUAAAUCGCUGUCUGUGAUGACGUAGAGUGAUAUACAAACUAUCAACACAAGAAGGGCAAACACAUUUGUUUAAAUAACGUUGGUAUUACAUACCCUACAUAGCUUCUCCUUAAGGUACAUCAGUUUCAUUAUUUCAAAGGCAGGUUCCAACCUUUUUAUUUUGUCAACCAAGUGCUACUCCAAAUCUACAAGCACAAAAAAUGAAUUCCAUGUUUCCAUUAAAAAAAAAAUGAUAGCAAGCUAUACACACCUGUUUCUAUAUCUCAUCCUAUUUUUUACCUGUAUCAUCUAAUGUAUGACAUGAUAACUUAUGUACAACUUUUGAAGAGGUAAUAAAAUUAUUUAAAAUGUU
Messenger RNA from Acipenser ruthenus (sterlet), 10587 nucleotides. Its product is annotated as opioid-binding protein/cell adhesion molecule-like. The transcript is spliced from 9 exons. The record is from RefSeq and is a predicted model, not a curated record. Bases 788 to 1894 code for a protein of 368 amino acids. Gene Ontology annotation, cellular component: neuron projection. NCBI's taxonomy places the organism in Eukaryota, Metazoa, Chordata, Actinopteri, Acipenseriformes, Acipenseridae.